This is a messenger RNA of Vigna angularis (adzuki bean), 1026 nucleotides long. Its product is annotated as reticulon-like protein B8. The transcript has 6 exons. Lineage: Eukaryota; Viridiplantae; Streptophyta; Magnoliopsida; Fabales; Fabaceae. The record is from RefSeq and is a predicted model, not a curated record. Bases 137 to 874 code for a protein of 245 amino acids.
UUUGCAUAGCUUUGUCCCUUUUCUUUCUGCAACUCACUCAUUAAGCAUCUGUUUCUCUCUCUUUUUCUCUCUCUUCUCACAGUCUGUGUUCGCCACUUGGUUUCUUCUACACUGCAUUUCUCUCUGUGCAGGAACAAUGUCUGAGAAAAUCACAGCUGAAAACCUUUUAAACACCCUUGUGGAAACAAUUGCUGAGAAGCAAAAAUCUGGAUCAUUUUUUGAAGAAGACAAGUCAAGCUCAGUGAGCUCCCAAUUCAAUAGACUCUUUGGACGCCAGAAACCUGUGCACCAUAUUUUAGGGGGUGGAAAAUCUGCUGAUGUGUUGUUAUGGAGGAACAAGAAGAUUUCUGCUAGCGUUUUAUCUGCAGCAACAGCUAUAUGGGUGCUAUUUGAAUGGCUUAAUUACAAUUUCCUAACUCUUCUAUUCUUUGUUCUGGCUCUCGGCAUGCUUGGACAGUUUCUUUGGACAAACGCUUCUGGCUUGUUUAGCAGGAAGCCGACUAAAGUUCCCCGUUUUGUUCUCCCAGAUGAUUUCUUCGUGAAUAUUGCAACUGCAGUUGGUGCGGAGGUUAACCGUGGAUUGAGGUUUCUCCAAGAUGUUUCAUGUGGAGGAAACCUAAAACAAUUUCUAAUUGCUGUAUUAAGCUUAUGGGCUGGUGCUGUGAUUGGGAGCUGGUGCAAUUUUUUGACUGUCAUGUAUAUUGGUUUUGUUGCUGCACAUACGCUCCCAGUUUUCUAUGAAAGGUAUGAGGAUCAAGUUGAUAACUUUGUGUACAAGGUCUUUGAUCAGAUGCAAAAUCACUAUCAGAAGCUGGAUUCUGGUUUGCUUAGCAAAAUCCCUAAGGGAAAGGUGAAAGGAAAGAAGUAUGAAUAGGUUUUUCCUUAUGUAAAUGGUUUGAUUUUGAAUAUCCUUUCUCACUUGUGAUGGAAUUGGAAAAGACUGAAUAAUGUUAACUAGGGAACAGUUCUAUGUGGGGUGUCUUUAAAUUUUGUGUGCUUAAUAUUUGACCUGAGAUUAAGACUUCA